This is a messenger RNA of Cavenderia fasciculata, 456 nucleotides long. RefSeq lists its product as uncharacterized. The transcript has 3 exons. Gene Ontology annotation, molecular function: protein binding. Bases 1 to 456 code for a protein of 151 amino acids. Lineage: Eukaryota; Evosea; Eumycetozoa; Acytosteliales; Cavenderiaceae. The record is from RefSeq and is a predicted model, not a curated record.
AUGCAAGUUAUGGAUAAUGUUAUAAGUGAUCAUAAAUGCAAUAUUGAAAUUAUUUCAUUUCUACAUGAUCAUCUUGGUGUUACUUGUACGGCUGAUUCUGCCAAUUAUUCUGCGAUGAAUGGAAGAUUGGAUAUCAUCCAAUAUUUACAUCAACAUUACAGUUCAGCAGCAUCCAACAAUAAUAUUAAUAUAUGGUCAACCAAGGUAAUGGAUAAUGCAGCAGAAUAUGGUCAUAUUGACAUUGUUAAAUGGUUACAUUUAAAUCGAACAGAAGGAUGUACAACUGAUGCUAUGGAUAAAGCUGCACUAAAGGGUAAAAUGGAGAUGGUUAAAUGGUUACAUUUAAAUAGAACAGAGGGAUGUACAGAGCAAGUGUUGGUAUCACCUCGAUCAUAUUUGAAUACAGUCCUUUAUCUAUUGGAUAACAAACUAGUCAAACCAAAAGAUUAUAAUUAA